AGUCAUAACCAAAGACCAAGAAGAAUCAAAAAUCAUAUUUCCAACAAAGAAUGAAAAAAACAUAAGCAAUGACAUCUGGUAGGUGGAUUUUUAUUUCCGAAAUUUCUAACUUGACAGCUAGUAGGCUUAUAUUGAGCUUCACAAAACGAGACGGUAUAUAAACAAAGAAAGUGUGAAGAGAAAAAAAGAAAAAAAAGACUAGUAGGCAGUAAGAAGAAAGCUUGAAUCACAGUUUAAGAUAACUCUACUUAAACUUGAUUAACAGACAAUCAUACUUCAAAGGGUUCUCAAAUCAAAACUUAAUUCCAAGAUUUCUGCUUUCUUCAAAGCAGAGAAGAACAAAAAGUAUAUCAACAAGAUUUUGAGUCUCUUUGUUUGUUCUUCUGGGUCUUAAAUUUGCAGGGUGUUUGCAUAAAUGUCUAGGAGGUUGCUGUUUCUCAGUUUCUGAGAGUUUCAGGUCAGCUUUGCUUUUCUACUGAGUGGCUCUAGAUUCUUGCUGGAUUCUUUCUCUAUAGAUUCUUUUUUUGAAUUUUUACAUAAAAAAAAUGGAUUCAAUUCCAACAUGGAAUAAGCUGGCAUCAUUCACGCCGUACUUGCUCUGUUUCAUAACUUUCUUCAUAUUCAUAGAACAAAUCAAAUACUUGAAAAAGAAAAAAUCAUUACCAGGUCCAGUUCUAAUCUUACCAUUCUUAGGCAACGUUAUUCAGCUUAUUAAAAACCCAACGAAAUUCUGGGACGAUCAAGCGAAAACAGCAAAAGAAUCAGGGUUUUCUGCAAACUACAUAAUUGGUAAAUUCAUCGUUUUCGUUCAAAACACUGAGCUGUCUCAUAAAGUCUUUGCUAACGUUCGUCCUGAUGCGUUUCAUUUAAUCGGACAUCCUUUCGGCAAGAAAUUGUUCGGUGAGCAUAAUCUUAUUUACAUGUCUGGUCAAGCACAUAAAGAUCUUCGCCGGAGAAUCGCUCCGAAUUUCACACCUAAAGCUUUAUCAACAUACAUAUCGUUGCAACAGAGUAUUAUUCUCGAGCACCUGAAGAAAUGGGAGAGUUUGUCAGUGCAAAAUGGGAGCAAACCACUGCCUUUGCGGUAUCUAUGCCGGGACAUGAAUCUGGAUACGUCGCAGAAGGUGUUCGUUGGUCCGUAUUUGAGUGAGAAGUCUCGUCAGGAAUUCAACAAAGAUUAUAAUCUGUUUAAUGUGGGAUUAAUGAAGUUGCCAAUUGACUUGCCGGGGUUUGCAUUCCACAAAGCUCGGUUCGCGGUUUCUCGGUUAGUCAAGACGCUUGGUGAUUGUGUGAAGCUGAGCAAAAUGAGAUUGGUGUCAGGGCAAGAGCCGGUUUGCUUGAUUGAUUUUUGGAUGCAAGAGCUUCUGAAAGAAAUGCAAGAAAGUGGGUCUGAUGCUGCAAAUGAAGUGCCACCACAUUCCAGCAAUAUCGAAAUCGGCGGGCAUCUGUUUGAUUUCCUUUUUGCAGCUCAAGAUGCAUCGACUUCAUCGUUACUAUGGGCAGUGGCAUUAUUAGAACAGAACCCGGAAAUUUUAUCGAAAGUUCGCCAAGAAGUGAGCGAGAUAUGGUCACCGGAGUCCGACACGCUUUUAACAGCCGAGAAUCUACGGGCAAUGAAAUACACGGAAGCUGUUGCUAGAGAGGUAAUGCGAUAUAGAGCUCCGGCGACGUUAGUUCCACAUAUUGCCGGUGAAGACUUUCAGCUGACAGAAUCGUACACAAUUCCUAAAGGAACAAUUGUAUUUCCUUCUGUUUUUGAAUCGUCAUUUCAAGGUUUUACUGAACCGGAACGAUUUGACCCGGACAGGUUUGAUGAAACUCGCCAAGAAGAUCGGCUGUUUAAGAGGAAUUUUCUAGUGUUCGGUGCUGGACCUCAUCAGUGUGUUGGACAAAGAUACGCCGUUAAUCACUUGGUGUUGUUCAUUGCGAUGUUCACAUCGUUACUUGAUUUUGAACGAUUCAAAACGGACGGUUGUGAUGAUAUCGCUUAUGUACCUACGAUCUGUCCUAAAGAUGAUUGUUCGGUGUAUUUGUCUCGACGGUGUGCCCGCUAUCCAUCAUUCGCAUGAAAAGUGGUGAGGCCAACACAAUUGGUGGAUCAAGAAUUUGGUUAAAGGCGAAAGUACCCUUUAGGGUUUUUGGCUGUGCGUUUGGUGGCUUUUGUUUGGAAGGGUGUAAUGGGAAUUUGGCUGUGCGUUUGUGAAUAUUUGAAGAUUGGAUGGUGGGGGUUGAUUCUUUGUUUACCUUCUAGGGUUUUUAGUAGUUUUAGUUCAAGAUGAUCAUGUUAUGAUGAUAGCAAUGUCUGGUUGGAAUUCUUUGUUAGGCUCAAAGAAAAAUGCGUGAAUGAAUAAUCUUUUAUAUUUGUUUUUGUUUGUAACGUGGGAUUGAAAGCAAAUUAUUUUGUUGAUGACGGGUCGACGUCAAAAUCAUAUAA
This is a messenger RNA of Papaver somniferum (opium poppy), 2434 nucleotides long. Its product is annotated as cytochrome P450 710A1-like. NCBI's taxonomy places the organism in Eukaryota, Viridiplantae, Streptophyta, Magnoliopsida, Ranunculales, Papaveraceae. The record is from RefSeq and is a predicted model, not a curated record. The coding region runs from base 546 to 2069 and encodes 507 amino acids. The transcript has a single exon. Gene Ontology annotation, biological process: sterol metabolic process. Gene Ontology annotation, molecular function: heme binding; oxidoreductase activity, acting on paired donors, with incorporation or reduction of molecular oxygen; iron ion binding.